GGCUAGGUGCACCCGCAACAGUCGACUCCCGGGCCAUUGCCAUGGGAGUGAGCAUAGGGGAAAAGGCCUGCGGUUCAGGCACAGAGUUUGGCGCGCGGAGUUUGCAGGUGCCAUGUCGUUCCCUCUGCCGCCGAAGCCCCGGUGUCGACUCUGCGACCUCGAAGUGGCCGAGAAGGUGAUCGGUGAAGGGUCCUUGGCUUUGGUGCGCAUCGCCACCGAGAAAGCCACGGGGAAACGCUUUGCAUUGAAGGCCUUUGACCGGGGGAUUCUGCGCAGCAACCACAAGGAGGCAGAUGUGACAAUCGAGGAGCAUUGCCUUCGAAGAGCCAACCACCCUGGAAUCGUCAAAAUCUACGCGUCCUUCCGAGACGAGGCAUGGCACUACUUCACGCUGGAGCUGUGCCCCGGCGGCGAUUUGUGGACAAUGGUGCGUCAUGUGGGGUGCGAGGAGCAUCUUGCAAGGCACUACCUGUCCCAAAUUCUUGAAGUCGUGCAGUAUCUCAGAGACGCAUCCAUUGUGCAUCGGGACUUGAAGGCUGAGAACGUCCUCAUCGGAGCAAAAGGAAAUUGCAAAUUGAUUGACUUUGGCAGUGCCAAAGACUUGGCGAACCCACAGGUGAAAGGCGCUGGCACGCAUAACUUCAAGACCGUCAUGCAGGACUAUGUGGGAACAUCUCACUUCAUGGCUCCAGAGGUGGUCAAGAAUCAAUGCUCGGAUUUCCGGUCGGACACAUGGUCUUUGGGCUGCUUGGUCUUCGAGGUUCUCACUGGCAUGCCGCCCUUCUAUGGAGGGACCCUUUGUCGCGUGUACAAAAAGAUCAGCCGCGCCCAGCUGGACUUGCCGGCACAUUGGCUCAGCGCCGCCGCCACAGACCUCAUCCUGCGCAUGGUGGUCCAGGAUCCAGACGCCCGGCUGGGAGGGCAUGACCUUCGAGAGCUAGAGGAGCAUCCCUUCUUUGGCCUGGGCUUUGCAGGCGCGCACAAGCGUGCAGCGCCCGUGCGCAGCUUGGAGGAGAUGUGCCUUCGACAUAUUGGACGACAUUGGAAAGAGUUGGGGGAGAGAGCUCAGCUUCUUGCUGCCAAAGAAACCAAGUUGAGACAGGAGGCAGUUUCAACCUUGCAGCGCAUGGCCGACGUCCACGAGCUGAUGGGCGGCAAAGCCGACGAGGGCGAGACGUCUUUGUCCGAGGAAGAUGGGGAAGAUCCUUGAAUAUCCUUGACACCUCUGACGCCAGAGGUGAAAAGAGUGUUUGGC
This is a messenger RNA of Effrenium voratum, 1255 nucleotides long. The record is from the annotation of a GenBank genome assembly. Lineage: Eukaryota; Dinophyceae; Suessiales; Symbiodiniaceae.